Bursaphelenchus xylophilus (pine wood nematode) is the source of this 1694-nucleotide messenger RNA. The record is from the annotation of a GenBank genome assembly. NCBI's taxonomy places the organism in Eukaryota, Metazoa, Nematoda, Chromadorea, Rhabditida, Aphelenchoididae.
AUGGCUGACCAGGUCGAGGUACAAAAACCGACCAAAAUCUCCUUUAACGUCAAGAAGCAAGUCGUCUCUAAUGUUGUUCAAGGGAAGGAUGCUCAUUCCGAUCAUGAAGACGACCAACAGGAGAUUACUCAUUUAGAAGGCGGCCUGGUCAAUGGGUAAGAGAUUAUUUUUACUGUUUUGCCUUAAGUUCUCAUAGGUAAUACAUUUUUAUCGAUUCUUUUAACUUCAAACUUCUUUUUGUAGCAUACCCAAGGAAAAGAAGAAGGAUCCCGUGAUUGAACGACGGAAAGACGUUGCUGAUUGGAGAAUCAAACGGUUGUUGCAGCUGAAAGAAGAAGGACAUGCUACAGAUAGUCAAUUGGCCACUUUAAGGUUGUUGCAGGAAGCGAGAGGGGAUGUCCCGGUAUCAGAAGGAGCAAUGGAGGUUACUGAAAAUGUGAGUUGUUUUUUUCUUUUUUUUUUUCUCCUUCUAGAUGAACAAAUUUAUAUUACAUUUGAUUAUCCUGCAGGAAAAGGAAAGCAAGGCUAAGACGCUAUCCAAGACUGAUGAGGAAGCGGAUGACUGUGACCCUGAUUACGACAAGAUAAGCUACAAUGAUUUUGGAUACGCCUUUCUACGAGGACUUGGCUGGAAAAAGGAAGAGGGUCUGGGGAAAACGAACAAGCGAGCAGUUCCGCUCAUGGUUUACGAAAAGGCCAAAAUUUUCAAACUGAACACCGAGAAAGCUGUCAGACCUAACCAGAAAGAUGCUGAUAAGAAUGAACCAGCUCCUCAGCUCGCCGAAGGUGUCCCAGUUUUUAUUGAAGACCAUAAAAAAUAUAAAGGAUGUUAUGGACGACUGAAGUUCAUGGAUGACAUUACCAGAAAGGCUGUGGUCAGGUUAACAACCGGAGAGGAAGUUGAAACAUCGGUUUUGGUGCUAACAGCGAUCACGGAAAAGGAAUUUACAGCUGCUGGGAAAACUAUUAGUGAGUUUGAAACCUAAAAAUUUAUUGUGUAUUAUUUAAUUUUUUUUUGAUUUUAUUUAUGUCGUUUUAGAUAAAAAGACCUAUGAACAGGAAGAAAAGAGGAUCAGAGACCAAAACGAUCAACGGAACGGCCGGGAAAAUGGGAAAUCCGAGAAAUAUAAGCCAGAGAAGAAGAAGCCAAAAGAGGAAUCUGAUGACGAUAUAGAGAUCAUAGAAGCAUCAACCAGCGAAAUGUGGGUGGCACCAAGUCUGUUGGUCAGAAUGAUUGAUAAAAAAUACAAGAAAGGAGAUUAUUACAAGCAAAAGAUGGUCGUUGUAGAUGCCGCUUCGAGAGAUCAUUGCGAAUUGAGGGACGAUAGAGGAAGAAUUCAUAGUAAGUUUUUUCAUUUUUAGCAGAGUAAUAUUCGUUGUGGAAAAGUGGUAGCGAGUUUGGGCCGUCUGAAAGCAAAGUUUUAAUUAAAUUUUCAUUUUUUCUGGCAUAAGAUAAAAUUUUCUUUAUUUUAGCUCUUAGACAAGCCCAGUUGGAAACAGUAAUACCCCGUGAGCUCGGAACCCCUGUCAUGUUUGUCACUGGGAAACAUAAAGGCCGCGCAGGACGAUUGGUGGAGAAAGACAAGGAAAGAGAACGGCUAUGGGUCAGCAUCAGUGGAAUCGACGAUCCAAUCAAGGCACACUUUGAUGAUGUUUGUGAAUAUAAGGGACAAUUGGAGGAAUUAGAGUAUUAA